AGAGCUAUACCAUGUCUCCCUUUGUUACCCGGUUGAAAAUAUGUGGUCCACAAAUAUGUCUUUGAGCGCACAAGCUUUGGGGAAAGUACCUUUGCUUGGUCAGAGGCGGGGAACUAAUUAACUGAAUCCAAAGAGUGCACGUCACUCAGAUAUUUGGUUGCAAAACCUUGCCUCCUUGCCUCUUGGAGAGGGUGGAGGCGGUCCGCGUACCUGUAAGUCAAUACCAUCAGAUGGGCGGUGAAGGGAACAGGUUUAUCUGGUUGUGACUGCGUGAAGAGACUGCACCUGCUCGAUAAAUCCAUUCACCCAAAUAGUCGGGACUUCGAACCACAAACAAUUUCUUUCCCCCUUUCAAUCCGCUCAUCUCAAACAAGGAUUCAGUCCAGGGGAGAAUCGCUGAGGGAGUCGACACAAUGGAAUUGUAUCUAAUGGUUUUAAUCACCUCUUGUCUAACCUGCCAACUCUUGACCAUUGGAAGUGCCCAGUCGUCAACGGUACCAGCAACAGCUUCGGAGAGUUUGACCACAUCUGUCAACACCAGCACUGCUGCACCUUCUGCAGAGCCAACCAGCGGUCCUGACUUCACCCUCGAUACCACCACUACCAGUGAGGCCUCAUCAGAGGGCAGCACUACUGUGUCCAUGUUAACAGUAAGCAGUCUCAACGAUACAAGUCUCAACCACACGACAACUGUAUCAACAGAAACCACCAGCGAUCUGGAUACAUCAACCGCGAAUGCCACCAUCACAUCUAUGGUGACCAGUAGUCGACCCACCACCGACAGCACGCCAACAGGAGACACAAGCGCCACAGACUCUGUGCCAACGGGAGCCGGCAACAGUUCCACAACCGCCCCGGACAACCACAACAGUACAAUGUCACCAAACGCAACUUCAAUGGCCUCACCCUCACCAGCCUCACCCACAUCAAACGCAACCUCACCAGCCUCACCCACAUCAGCCUCAACCUCACCAAAUUCAACCUCACCCUCACCAGCCUCACCCACAUCAAACGUAACCUCACCCUCACCAGCCACAGGCCCAACGACCAACAGUACAACAAUGCUGCGGUCAUCGGCAGCCGCGACACCCCCCAACACGUUCACUACUUUCACAACCAUCAAUGCAACUAACGGGACGACAACCAACAACGGGAAAGAUCUGAACGCCAUUCGGCAUAGAGGAGGUGUGAUAAUUGGUGCCGUGCUGGGCAUCGUUCUGGGAAUCCUCCUGGUGUUGCUCCUCGCUUACCUAUACUGUACCCACAAAAAGUCGGACAACAUCGCUCAUCGCAGGUUGUACGAAAACUUCCCCAACGAACCGGUUCUUCGGCUGAACACAGACGACGCAGUGGAGUUCAGGUACCAAGACGGAGCGGCCUACUACAACCCCACCGCCCUGAAUGACCGCAACGAGUCGCUCGGCAACGAGAAUUACGGGAUACAGAUGGAUGACAUGCCCAACGAGAUUGUGGCGUAAACCUCCUUCCCCCCCAGCGUAAAACACAACGAGAAGCAAAAAAUUAAAAUUCGCCAGAGAGACUGAGCAGGACAGUAGCUACGAUACGAUAUAGGUGAGAUGGGAGCGAGCGUGGGGGAACGUUUGUGCGAAUAUUGACAAAGACUCACCCCACAGCGCCAUGAAAAUGGCAAAGAAAACCGUGCCUCCAUUGUCAAACAGGUGCGUCAUCUGAUGAAAGAAAAAUAUUAUCCUGUUAAAGAAACUGCUCCCAAUCUGUACACACACACACACCCACAUUUACACUGGUGGACAAAAGAGCUGGAGAAACUCAGCGGGCGAGGCAGCGCCUAUGAAGUAGAGGAAUCGGGUCGA
Leucoraja erinaceus (little skate) is the source of this 1832-nucleotide messenger RNA. Its product is annotated as mucin-15-like. The coding region runs from base 414 to 1478 and encodes 354 amino acids. The transcript is spliced from 4 exons. The record is from RefSeq and is a predicted model, not a curated record. Lineage: Eukaryota; Metazoa; Chordata; Chondrichthyes; Rajiformes; Rajidae.